This is a messenger RNA of Erythranthe guttata (spotted monkey flower), 493 nucleotides long. The record is from RefSeq and is a predicted model, not a curated record. Lineage: Eukaryota; Viridiplantae; Streptophyta; Magnoliopsida; Lamiales; Phrymaceae.
CGAACUGAUCGUAAAUUGAGAGAUCAAAAGAAUGGCAUCGCAAGAAGAAGGAGUCGUCGAACCAUCCACCACGCAGUGCUUCGCUGAAGAUGCGAUGAGAAUCUUAAAACAGCAACUAGAUUUAAUUUCAGAGAUGCUUCAAGAAAAUGAUGUGGAUCAGAUGCUUGAAGAAAAUGACGUGGCGGCAAAUGAUUGGACAUCAGUAGACUUUGCGGAUCCUGGAAGCCGUAGUAUUGUAGUGAAGCCUAUGCAGGUGAAGUUGAAAGGACCAAUGAUGUCACAAAUUCGAACCGUGCCACGCCGUAUCGAUCACUCAUUACUAUGUGCGCAAAAACGGUGUAUACUCAAAGUGUCCAAAAUCGCGCCGGUGAUCGAAAUAUGAUUUUAAAACGACGUACUUGUGGUUCGUAAUAAAGUAAUUUGUUUCUUCUGUUUGUAUUUCGAUGGUUGUUGAUUGCUCGUUAGUUAUAUUUAUCUGGAAUGUGAAAUGAUA